Rhinocladiella mackenziei CBS 650.93 is the source of this 1527-nucleotide messenger RNA. RefSeq lists its product as uncharacterized. Lineage: Eukaryota; Fungi; Ascomycota; Eurotiomycetes; Chaetothyriales; Herpotrichiellaceae. The record is from RefSeq and is a predicted model, not a curated record. Bases 1 to 1527 code for a protein of 508 amino acids. Gene Ontology annotation, biological process: transmembrane transport. Gene Ontology annotation, molecular function: transmembrane transporter activity. Gene Ontology annotation, cellular component: membrane. The transcript is spliced from 7 exons.
AUGUCUGCACUACCCGAGAUGGCAGAGACCAAGGAUACCAAGGGUGCUGUUGAUACCAGCAUUGAGGCAGCGAUCGAUGUCAAUGCCGCAAGCGAAGACAAGGCACUGGCUCUGCUCGCGGCUCAUCAUGUUGAGUUUGAUCCCAAUUCGGCCGAGUCAAAGCGGGUGCUACGCAAGAUUGAUGCUCGAAUCAUGCCCAUGAUCUUUGUUGUCUAUCUCCUGCAAUUGAUGGACAAGAAUAGCUUGUCGUUCGCGGCAAUCAUGGGCAUCAGACAGGACACCCACCUCACGCCUAGCCAGUAUUCCUGGUUGGGCUCCAUCGUCUACUUUGGGUACUUGGGUGGCGAGAUCCCUGCGACGUUUUUCAUGCAACGAGUCCCUCUGGCCAGGUAUGUUGCUAUCAUGUGCAUGCUCUGGGGAAUUGUUGUCGCCAUGCAUGCAGUCUGUCCCGACUUUGGCAGUCUUGCCGCCGUGAGACUCCUCCUAGGCUUCAUCGAGGUCUGCACGGCGCCGGCCGCCAUCUAUAUUACGAGCUCGUGGUACACGAAAAAGGAGCAGGUUUCUCGGGUGGCAAUUUGGUACUCGACAUCCGGCUGGGCGGCAGUCUUCGGCGGCUUUUUCGCCUGGGCCAUCUAUCACGCAGACGGUUUCCGAUGGCAGGGUUUGUUUGUCUUCUACGGGGCCCUGACCUUCUGCUUCGGCGUCAUCCUGUUCUUUUUCCUUGCCGCAUCGCCGACCGAGGCAAAGUGGCUAACAGAGGACGAGAGGGUCAUUGCUCUAGAACGAGUGCGAGACAAUAAGACGGGCACCGAGGUCUGGAAGUUUAGCUGGCCUCAACUCAAGGAAACAUUCUUGGACGUUCGCUUUUACAUAACAUUCUUGCUGUUGGUGUCCACUGGCCUCCCCAACGGUGGUGUCACCGCCUUUGGCCCGUCUAUUAUCGCUGCGUUUGGCUUCAGUACCUCUCAAACAACUCUGUUGAACAUGGGGUCAGGAGGAUCUCAGGUGGCCGGCACCUUUCUUGCCCUGAUCAUUGCUAGAUAUACCAACCGGACCAUAGCCGGUGUGUAUACCCUGGUACUCGCAUGCACCGGGGUAGUCAUGAUGUUGGCUAUUCCCGCCGAGAACAAUGGAGCCCGCUAUGGAGGAUUCAUUCUCACGAUGCAGUUUCCCAUCUGCGUUCUCUUCAUCAUAACCUUCUUGACGGCUGGCAUCGGUGGCUCGACCAAGAAAUUUGCCUUUGGAGCAGCGUACCAGCUCGGAUAUGCAGUCGGUAAUAUCGUCGGACCUCAAACAUUCAGGGCAAACGAUGCACCUGAUUACUACACUGCCAAAUACACCAUGCUUGCGUUUCUGAUCUUUACAGCCAUUCUCAUUGUGGCCCUUGGGUCGAUCCAUAAGAUGUGGAAUGUGAGAAGGGACAAGCGAGAGGCUCUGGAACCUGAGGGUUCUGUACCCCACAUUGAGAAUGAGGAAUUUGCAGAUCUGACGGACUUUAAGAUUCGAUCUUUCAGAUACCCUCUGUGA